This is a messenger RNA of Parathielavia appendiculata, 926 nucleotides long. RefSeq lists its product as uncharacterized. Bases 279 to 626 code for a protein of 115 amino acids. The transcript has a single exon. The record is from RefSeq and is a predicted model, not a curated record. NCBI's taxonomy places the organism in Eukaryota, Fungi, Ascomycota, Sordariomycetes, Sordariales, Chaetomiaceae.
CUGCAACCACCAGGGCGGGCUGAGCGCUGGGGACGCGGCGAGGGAAGAUAAGGAUGCUAUCGGCUACCUACCUAAGCUAAAGUAUCUUCAUCCGUACGGAGGUAUGUUCUGCACUCCCCGGGUACACGAGACGUGAUAACGAUGUGGUUGCUGACGCCGCCGCCGAGACCCAAGUUGUUGCUUUUUCAUGAAGGGGAGAGAGAGGUAUGGCCCUCUGGCGUUGGCUACUUAAAGCAGACCGAUUCCCCAGCAUCGCAGUCGUCGACAUUCCCCACAUCAUGGCACUCGCGGUGUCUGCGACUCUGGGGGUGGCCUUUAGAUGCGAGGGUGUACUUAUGAGAUCACCACCUGCAUCUCUACGGAGUACGUACCUGUCGUCGCGCUUUAUAUCCGUACAUUCAGCCCGCGCUGUCAGACUCUCUUUGUACGGAUAUAGAGAAUGGCCUUCUCAUCCAGUACGGACAGCAUUCGUGCAUCUCCGAGGCGCUGAGCGCUAUCUCAGUCGCGCAUUUCCGGUCCCCGUGGAUCCUUGCUCCUCCUUAUCAGCCAUCGACUACUGUGUAUCGGUACAGCUCAACCGCCCCUACUACAAUGAGCAUCGGCGCAAUCUGUGUCUGCAGUGUUGAAAUAUGUCAUAGCAUCCGUUUUUCUCAUCGUUCUCAUGGGUUAUGACACACAAUCCCGAGAUAGGACGCGAGUUUAGAGUAGUAGGCAAUAUGGAGUACUGCCGGCGGUGGCAUUCCGAGCAAUGACUACUACGUAUUUGUUGUAUCUGCGAAGAUACACGGGGAGGAUGGCUUGUUUAUAACAAGGGAUAGGAGCUCUUUCUGAAGGAGCCAUCCCUAAACGAUCUCGCAGAGCACCGGUCAGAGAGUACCUUAGCUCAGCCUUCAAAGAAAUAUCAAAAAUGGGUUUCAAAUUCUCGC